Dioscorea cayenensis subsp. rotundata (Guinea yam) is the source of this 322-nucleotide messenger RNA. Its product is annotated as histone acetyltransferase GCN5-like. The record is from RefSeq and is a predicted model, not a curated record. Gene Ontology annotation, molecular function: histone H3 acetyltransferase activity. Gene Ontology annotation, cellular component: histone acetyltransferase complex. The coding region runs from base 1 to 297 and encodes 98 amino acids. The transcript has 3 exons. Gene Ontology annotation, biological process: chromatin remodeling; positive regulation of transcription by RNA polymerase II. NCBI's taxonomy places the organism in Eukaryota, Viridiplantae, Streptophyta, Magnoliopsida, Dioscoreales, Dioscoreaceae.
AUGCAUCAGGGGCAGCAGACUCCGGCUGCCACUGCAGGGUUGAUUCCGGGUAUCGUCGUGAAGGAGGACACUGUGAAGGGGAUUUUCACUGAGAAUAUUCAGACUAGCGGGGCGUACAGCGCCCGGGAAGAAGGAUUGAAGAGAGAGGAAGAUGUUGGGAGGCUUAGAUUCUUAUGUUACGCAAAUGAUGGGAUUGAUGAGCAUAUGAUUUGGUUAAUAGGAUUGAAAAACAUUUUCGCAAGACAACUUCCUAAUAUGCCCAAGGAGUAUAUUGUCCGUCUUGUCAUGGAUAGGUAAGAUAUAUUCUCUCUUUUAAUUUAGA